CAAUGUUUAUUUUAUAAUCAUGUGAUGUCAUCAAUCACGUCAGAAUGGUGACGCAUGACGUCAUUAUUUCACACAAGUUCCAGUUUUGUACGUUCCUUUUCAAAGUUAGAAGCUUUCACGAUGUCUAGUGACAGUGAGAAACCGUUUAUAUGUCCUACCUCUGGUUGUGGCCAGAGGUUUGCUAAUCAUGACCACCUUCAAACUCAUCAGGCAAGACACGAGUUCACUCUCAAGUUCAAGGGAGUUGAUGCCCUGGUGGUUGACCAGACGCCUACGCCCACCCGUUUUCUACGCAAUUGCGAAGAGGCGGGACUGUUCCAAGAUCUGGACAACCCGUUUGACCAGGACUUCCACUCUGCCACGACUAAGCCCAAUGGAGACACUGACAGUGAAGACACCAACAACAGCAUUGACGCCUUUUCGUCUGCUGAGAAUAUCGCUAACCUUGUUACCAUCCCCGUGGCCCCACCCCCUACUCUCGUAAACCCAGACAAACCGGUUGCCAUGGCAUCGGCUCCCACACACGUUAACAGCACAUCUGCGCUCACCAAGCAGAAGCUACUGCAAACCAUCCAGAUGAAGGAACAACAGAAGCUCUUGGAGCAGGCCAUCAGUCAACAGUUGGGAGGUAGUGGCGGUGGCAUGACGAGCUCAGAGUUACUGGCUCAAGCUCUCAAAAACAUAUCACCAAUGUCAGAGAACGCUACCACCAUCGUUACCGUUGGCGACCCUGAUGAUGGAAAUUUUGCUGUACCCUCACAACCUCUACGAAGAAAGCGAGGGCGUAAACCUGACGAUGACACCCCUGAAGUGAAGAGACAGAAGUUCCUGGAGCGAAACAGGGCGGCUGCUUCAAGAUGUCGAGCUAAAAAGAAGGUGUGGGUCGAGGACUUGGAAAAGAAGUCUAAAGAUAUAACCGUUGUGAAUCACAACCUUCACCAAGAGGUGAUAAUGCUUCGGUCAGAGGUGCAGCAACUCAAGUCCAUCCUGGUUGCUCACAAGGACUGCCCUCUGAUUGUACAUCAGGUCCCUGGGGGGAAAGAGUGCAGUGUUGAAUCUGAAGGUGGUAAUGUGACACUCCUUACCCAACUGUCCAACAUGCCCUCCAUGUCUCCCCUCAUCUCCAGUCCUGUGCCUCUGGUGGGCUCUGUAGUCCCCAACAUCUCACAGUCCUCUCUCGUGACACAGCAACAGACUCCAGAGGUGGCCACUGAUGUGGAGAUCUGUAUGGAGUCGUCUGAGUCGGAUAGUCUAUCUGAACGACUUUGAAGUCUCACCUAGGUAGCUCAUUCACUAACUCUACCAUAUGCAGCUAUGUGUUGCAAUUGUGUAUACAUCUGUUUUUAUUUGUACUGUAGCUCUCAAGUUGAUGCAACUUGAAUUGUACAUUGCACAAUGUCACAUGUCUACCCCUUAAUUGGUGUUUUCACAUUCAGCCAAAGUCUAUGACAAAAUAUACGUUUUGUGAAUACA
Molecule: messenger RNA, 1473 nt
Organism: Halichondria panicea
Lineage: Eukaryota; Metazoa; Porifera; Demospongiae; Suberitida; Halichondriidae
Product: cyclic AMP-dependent transcription factor ATF-2-like
Exons: 8
Coding region: 55-1269 (404 amino acids)
Biological process (GO): regulation of transcription by RNA polymerase II
Molecular function (GO): DNA-binding transcription factor activity, RNA polymerase II-specific; cAMP response element binding
Source: RefSeq, a predicted model, not a curated record